Molecule: messenger RNA, 363 nt
Organism: Acytostelium subglobosum LB1
Lineage: Eukaryota; Evosea; Eumycetozoa; Acytosteliales; Acytosteliaceae
Exons: 1
Source: RefSeq, a predicted model, not a curated record
AUGGCAUUCUCCACAUCAUCAUCGUCGACUUCAUCCACAUCAUCCCCUAUGUGUUCUCCUCCAUUAGCACGUGCCAAUAGUAACAAGGACAUUAACUUUUUUGAAUCUCUACAAAUAGAGACAAGGUCGGCAAUGGCCUCCAACAAGAGGCGACAACAAUAUCCAUCUUUUGUGGUACUUCAACGCGAUCCCAUCGACACGAGGAGCAUGAAGAAGUUCAAAGCUCUUCUAUGUGGCGAUGGAUGGAAGACCACCAAUCAUCAAUCUCGUGUACCAUCCCUACAUUGGGAGUUCCUAGAUGAUGCGCCACCCAAAGAUCCAAGAGGUGACAAGAAUUACAUCAACACCUGUUAUAUCUUUGAU